Molecule: messenger RNA, 2308 nt
Organism: Dermacentor silvarum
Lineage: Eukaryota; Metazoa; Arthropoda; Arachnida; Ixodida; Ixodidae
Product: amine oxidase [flavin-containing]-like
Exons: 15
Coding region: 236-1957 (573 amino acids)
Molecular function (GO): oxidoreductase activity
Source: RefSeq, a predicted model, not a curated record
UAUACCUACACCGCACGCGGGGGCCAGUCGGCACAGCAGCGCCGGCCUUAGCGCUGUAGCACCCGCGGGUCUCGACGGAAGUUCUGGCGAUCGAUUUCUUCUCUCCCCGGUCUGCUCGGAUCGCUCGACGCACCGCGCCCUACGACGACGCGUAUUACACACAUACCACUGCGCCAGCUGAGUGCGACGCAUACGCGACAACGCGCUCUCUGUUCCGUCCGUUUGUCGCCGCGCUAUGAGCUUCGAAAGCGGCUCAUCGGGAUCGCCCGCGGUGGCGGCGGCCGUGCUGCCACAACCGUCGUCGUAUUUGCAACGCAGAGGUCGUCGCCGGUUGCCGGACGGGAUGGACCAGUCAGCAGCAGGGCCCGGAGGCAACGGCAGUCCAGCUGUCAAGAAGACCACGGUGCUUGUCAUCGGAGCAGGUCUCAGCGGGCUGUCGGCUGCCAAGCUGCUGUCCGAGCGCGGCGUUGACGUCAUAGUCCUCGAAGCACGACAGAGGGUCGGAGGCCGCCUGUACACUGUCAAGAACGAGCUGGUUGGCUGGGUCGACAUGGGCGGCUCGUAUGUGGGCCCCACGCAGAACCACAUCCUGCGUCUCGCCAGCGAGCUGCAGGUCGACACGUACAAGAUAUUCGACGACCUCAAGAACCUGCACUUCAGUGAGGGCAAGGCGUACCCGUAUGAAACCACGUGGGCCCACUUUGGAAUCAACGACCCUCUGGCAUGGUUCGACAUCAACUACGUCAUGCGCAGGAUGGACAUCAUGAUGGAGCAGAUUCCCGCCGUGGAUCCAUGGAACUGCCCCCACGCGGCCGAGUGGGACGCCAUGACCCUGCAGAGCUUCUUCGAGAAGGAGUCGUGGACAAAGGGCUGCCGUGACUACCUGAGCGCCCUGGCACAGGUAAACCUGUCCAACGAGCCGAGUCAGGUGUCCCUGCUGUGGGCGCUGUGGUACAUCAAGUGCUGUGGAGGGAACCGCAGGAUGUCCAGCACCUUCAAUGGCGCGCAGGAAAGGAAAUUCGAAAACGGUGCCAUGACAGUGUGCGAAAGGCUCCUACAACUGCUGAAAGGUAAAGUCGAGUUCGACGCCCAAGUAUGCGACCUUCAGCAGGACGAGAAGGGGGUCGUCGUGGGCGUCAUCGACGGCAGGGAGUUCCAGGCUGACUACGUCAUCAUGGCGAUCCCGUUGCCCAUUCAGCUGAAAGUGCACUACGAACCGCCACUGCCGUCGCUGCGCAACCAGCUCAUACAACGUACGCCGGUCGGCUCGGUGUGCAAGAUGCACAUCUACUAUGCCAAGCCCUUCUGGAGGGAAAUAGGUUACAGUGGAAUGGUAUCCUGUAGCGACGACGAACUGGCUUUCACCCAUAGCACGGAUGACUGCAAACCUGGAUCCUCGCUUGCGGCUCUUACAAUAUUCGCCAUUGGUGACAAGGCCUUGAGGCUACUGGAAUUACCCAAGCACAUCAGGCCCAAAGUCAUAUCUGCAGAUUUGGCGAGAGCCUUCGAACACGAAGCGGCCUACAACCCUGUGCACUUCGAAGAGAAGAACUGGCUCGAGGAGCAGUACUCGGGCGGCUGUUACGUGUCCACGUUCCCGACAGGGGUCAUGAGCAAAUACGGAAAGACCCUGCGGGAGCCGUUCGGCCUGGUGUACUUCGCGGGCACGGAGACGGCAACCUCGUGGCCUGGCUACAUGAACGGUGCUGUGCAGGCUGGAGAGAGGGCUGCCAGGGAGGUCCUUUGUGCGAUGAAAAUGAUACGAAAAGACCAGAUCUGGGUGGAAGAACCGGAAUUCAAGGGUGCGAAAGCGCGGCCGUUCGAGUUGUCCUUCCUGGAGCGGCAUCCUCCUCACGUGCUGCUCGUCGCCGCCACAGGAGCCCUCGCCGCGUCCGGCGUCGCUUGUGUGGUGGCCUACGGUGUCUGGAAGGCAGUCAACGCCGUGCGGGGGUCAUAGACCGGCUUAGAGGGCAUUUAGCAAAGAAGCACCUUCGUGACACAUGGCAGACCAUGGGAGCCUUAUCACCACCGGACCAGAUGGCGAAUUCACCGGCAAAUGACUUCGUCUUUGUUGCCUCCUCGGUGCCAGUCAGAUAUGCGACGUUACUUCGAUAGUGGUCGAUGCUCCAUGCUUGGCGAGUGAGGCACUUUCGAAACAGUAUACGCGUACACAGUUAUGGCAGACUGCAAAUCUUGCACUAGUACACCAUUUGCGGAAAAGGCUCGACAGCAACGCACUCGCGCACCACCUUGUGUCCGACUCUUCUGCGCAUGCACAAUGGCACCACUUCAGUGACGCACUUGCAGG